CCCACCCACCCCCGGGGCUGCGACUGCUGCGGGGCAUGCGCGGCUCCGCGCGGCGUUACACAAACAUGGCGGCAGCGGCGCCAGCGUGAAUCCGGGCGCCGGACCGACCCAGGUGACAGAACCACUUUAGCUUCCACGGGCCGCUCCGGGACCUCCUGAGGAGGUAGUUACGGUGAGAGUAGAGGGGAAGAGACGAAAUUCCUUAUGUGAUAAAGAGGCUGUUUCUGGUCUUCCUGACCCCAAGGAAGAACACUGAAGAAGAGUAAGACUAUGGGGAAGACAGUAAAUAAAGAUUCAAAGAACAUUAAAAAGGAAAAGCAAGGAAAAAAUCACUCACACACUUUUCCCUUGCAGACAGAACAUUUUAACUGGGACAGUUACUUGAGAGAGACUGAAUCUUUAGCUGCUCCAUCACAGUGUUUCAGACAGUCCAAGAUUCCACCUACUAAUGAGUUUAAAAUUGGCAUGAAAUUGGAAGCACGUGACCCACGAAAUGUCACCUCUGUGUGUAUUGCCACAGUCAUUGGAAUUACUGGUGCCAGAUUACGAUUGCGACUGGAUGGUAGUGACAAUAAAAAUGACUUUUGGAGACUUGUAGAUUCCUCAGACAUACAGCCUAUUGGAACUUGUGAAAAGAAAGGGGGCAUGCUUCAGCCUCCUCUGGGAUUUCAAAUGAAUGCAUCAUCUUGGCCAAUGUUCCUCUUAAGAACAUUAAAUGGAGCUGAAAUGGCACCUGCAACAUUCUUUAAGAAGGAACCUCCAAAACCAGCCCCAAAUCUUUUAAAAAUUGGAAUGAAACUUGAAGCAAUAGACAAAAAGAAUCCUUAUUUGAUCUGCCCAGCAACUGUUGGGGAUGUUAAAGGAGAUGAAGUUUUUAUUACAUUUGAUGGCUGGAGAGGAGCAUUUGAUUAUUGGUGCAAGUAUGAUUCUCGAGAUAUCUUCCCAGUUGGGUGGUGUGGCUUAACAGGAGAUGCACUGCAACCUCCAGGAAAUAAUGUUUCCAUUACAAAGAGUAGUGCAAAAACACAAUCUUCCCCUUCCAAAGUGACCCGGCGUUCAAUGCAGUCUCCACAGAAAACUGUUCCAAUACCAGCACAGCGGGGCAAGAAACCAGGUCGGGCUAAACCACCUGGACAGACUUCAGUCCCCAAGAAGGGCAGGUCUCCUAAAAAUGUUUCCCUGACAAAAAACAUCUCUCUCACUGAAAAUCUCAAAACAAGAAAAAAAGGCCUAAAACCAGGAAGAAAGAAAAAAAUUCAUGCAGUACCAUGUUCUCCUGCAUCCACAGCUCAUAUCAAUUUGCCCAGCUUAAAUAAUAGCAAGCCAGUUAUUCUUAAAGAUGGAAUUGGCAUUUCUGGGACAACUGCUGCAGUUAUAUCCACAGUUUGUGUCUAUGUAAACAAACAUGGAAAUUCUGGACCUCACCUGGAUAAGAAAAAAGUACAGCUCCUUCCUGAUCACUUUGGACCAGGGCCUGUUAACGUGAUACUCCGUCAGGCUGUUCAGGCUUGCGUAGAUUGUGCCCACCAAGUUAAAAUGGUUUUUGGAUUCCUUAAAUCAGGACAUCAUGGAGGAGAAAUGAUAACUGCAUCCUUUGAUGGGGAAAAACAUGCCACCAACCUUCCUUCUGUGAACAGUGCAUCAUUUGUUCUUCGUUUUCUGGAGAAACUCUGCCACAGUCUGCAGUGCGAUAACCUUUUUAGUAGCCAGCCUUUCAGCCCUUAUAUGGGAACUGCCCAUAGCCCUACAGAGUAUGAUAGAAAUAAACCAGCAAAAGAAGAAAUAUCAGAAAAUAGAAGUACUAAAAGAUAUUCUCAGGAUUCUCCACCCUAUACUGCCCCUCUCUCCCCUAAACUUCCUAGAACUGAAGUGCAUGCAUCUGAAGCAGAAAUAUUGUCAGUUGAAGAAAAUGGCAUGCCCAAAGACCACAGAUUUUCUGAAGAAUCUAUGGAUUCAUCAUUGAAUUUAGGAAAUCCUGCAAGCCCUGCCCGUAGAAAUCCCACAAACUGUCGUACCUCAACAAAUACUACAUAUUAUAGAAAUUCUCUUCAAUCAGUAACUACUACCUCAAACUCAGGGCCAGUCUUACACAAACUGUCAUUGAAUUCUGCUGGAAACAAUUAUUAUGAAGGUAACAGGAGCCGAAUGCAAAGGAGAAUUGAAGCUGCAAGUUCGACAACUGGACCAGAUCUCAGUGCUCUAAAACGGGAACCUUCAAGAGGACUCAAUAAAGAUCCCUCAAGUUGGUCUAUAGAUGAAGUAAUGCGAUUUGUGAAAGAAGCUGAUCCUCAGGCAUUAGCACCACAUGCAGAGCUCUUCAGGAGACAUGAAAUUGAUGGGAAAGCACUGCUUUUAUUGAGGAGUGAUAUGAUAAUGAGAUAUAUGGGACUAAAGUUGGGACCAGCAUUAAAACUCUGCUACCACAUUGAAAGGCUCAAACAAGGAAAGUAUUAGAAAAUGAAAGAGACAGAGAUUAUUGUAUUUUCUGGUUGGAAUAACUUCUCAGGUUUACAUAUUCACCAUUUUUAUUUAAAAAUAUUUUACUAUUGUAUCUAGUUCUCAGUUUCCAGAAAAUUUCUCUUUUAAAAUGUGAUAUUUCUACUAUUUACAGGAAAUUAUUCUGUUGUAGCAUUUCAAGAUUCAUUCAAGGGGUGAGAAUUUAACUGACUAUUGCUAGUAUGGUAAAUUGGGGUUUAUUUUUUCAUAUAUUUUGAUAAAUAUAAUUGAUAAAGGAAAUGUACAAGCUUUCAUUAACUUCCACAUUGAGAACCAAAAUAGCUGAAUCCCAAAGGAUUUAACAAAACAAAAUAUUUCAGGGGUUUUAUUAAUGUUUUUAAUUGUGGCUACAAAAGUUUCGCCAUAAAAUUUAAAGAUGCAGGUGUGAAUCUCAUCUCUUACUUGAUUAUCAUUUUCUAAAGCUCCAAAUGUUUGAUUCGGUUAUGCUUUUACAGAUUUGUAUAAGAAGAAUAAACAUGUGAAUUGUAGUCUUUUUUUUUAACAGGCAUAAACUUUUUUGAAGUAUUGUUAUUUUUGAGAGAAAUGCAAUUGUUAUUUUAUUCAGGCAACAUUUAUAUUACUUGUAAAGGUUUUCUUUGACCACCUUAAUAGUCAACUAUUCAGAGAUAAAAAGUCCAAGAUUCUUUUUAAAUGAUAUAAUUCCUGUUUUAAAACAUUCCAUCUUUUUAGUAAGCUUGAGAAUGGAAAUAUAUAUUCAUCUUUUAUACACCCAUGUACACAGAUGUAUGUUUGUCUUUUCUGAUUUUAAAAAUAUAAAUAUUUUUCAUGUAUUGUACCAUAUUUUUAUUCUAUCCAUAUAUCUGUAGGUACAUACAAGUAAAUAAUUUGUUUCUUAUGCUUUAAAAAUAGCACUGUUCCCCCACAGUGGUAAUAAUAAACAAUAUACUUUUAUUUUCUUAUUUGGGGGGUAGGGGGAGAUUUUUGUAUCAUUUCCCGUCAUUAGCCACUCUCUACUUCAAUUCCAAGGUUAUAAGGAAUAGGCAGAUUCAUUUUGAUAAAAGGAAAUUCCCUAUCCUAUGCAAUAAUCGAUUUGUGUAUCAUCCAGUUCUGACACAUUUAUUAUACUAUGCUCCCCUUUUUGGUUUUAAUUUAAAGAUUGUUUUUCAUUAAGAAUUGGUGCUAGAUAUAAUAUACAUAUAUACAUAUACUUAUCUUUAUUGCUUUAUAUAAAGUUUGGUGCAUUUUAUAUAAGCUAUGAUUUGUUUCCUGAAUAGAAUAAGCUGUUUUUUUGUCACUGCCAAUUACAUCAGGGACAAGAAGGUACAUUUUCUUUGUAGAGAAAACCAAAUGUACUAUGUAGUAGUGGAUCUGCCGGGAAAAAUGUAAUCUUAGAGAAUAAUUUUAUAAUGUUUAUUACAUUUUUAUAAAAGAUUUCUUGUCAAAAUUGGUAUUUUUGCAAAUUGCUCUUUUGUGAAUACCUUGCUUUAGUUAAAAGAACUUCAGGUUAUUUAAAGAUUUUUGCAAUAUCUUACAAUUAACAGUGUUAUAUGUUCAAAUAUUCACAUUUUAAAUGCUGCCAUGUGUUUUUAAUUUAGUCAGUAACUUUUGAAGAAUUAUUUUUACUAUAGUUGCUUCAUUUCAAUUGCAUCAACCAACCUGUAAAUUGUACAGUAUAUAUUUGAUCAGAGUCAUAAAAUAUUUUUUAAAGUAUAGUUUAUUUUUCUGAUUAGAAAAUUUGUCAAUUUUGUUAUCAAAGCUCGACAUUGUUGAUUUGUGUAUAUCACAUUGCUUUAAUGUAUGAAUUUAUUUAGAUGUUAAUAAUAAGUACCUCCACUUCAAAGAGUUUUCUUUGCAUUUUCCACAUAAUUGAUUUAAAAAAAAAUUAGGAAUAUACAUAAGGUAAAGAGGUAAUUCCUUGGUAAAAAAAUUUUUUUUUUCCUUUUUGGAGGUAUAUAAAUCCAGGCACAAGGGUACCACUUAGGAAAUUACAUGGUUUGUCUUCAGCCUCAAAAAUAGCAAUGUUGCUGUCCAUCUCUGCAAGUGGAAUUGAAAAGUCCAAGAUAUCAACAGUAAUAUUUCACUGAGUGCGUAUAGUGACCUUAUAUUGCUUUGCAGCUAUAACUUCUCCAUUAGGGAGCUAAAGUUUCAUCACUUGGUUACAUUCAUUCACCUGUAUAUAAGAUAACCUAACACAGAGGAUUCUGGUUUAUGUCUGAGCAAACUCAAUUUUCAGAGUUACUAUACACGACUACAUUUUCGCUCAUAUGGGUCUGCUCAAAGUUAGUUUCUUUGUUAUUAGUUUGCUACAUUUAGUUUAAUUAAACCUUUUCCCUAGCAUUCUUUGCUUUUUUUCUAAGUUGCUUGAGGUUUUACUUCAUAUUUUCCUCAAGGUUUUUUUUUCUUUUUUGACGGCCUUACUCAUGAUUGUCACUCAUAUCUGCUCAAAUCAUUCUAUUUCAAAGUUCAUUUCACAUUAGCAAUCAAAUAUUCAUUUAAAACUUUUCAGACCAAUGGCUAAAUUUUCCAGAUUUCUUGAUUAAAUUUAUUUAAGCCCAUUUUUCAUUAUGUUCUUUAGAAAUCAGAACCAGAUAGCCAUUUGAUCUUAUCAAUGAAUUUCUUUAGCAUUUUUAAAAUUGCUUUUUAGUCAUUGGUAGGUUGAUCAUAAAGCUCUGAUUCUAUAUUAUCCAUUAUCUCAUUUGGUUACUUAUAAUACUAAGAAAAACAAAAUAUUAUUUAUUUUUAAAUUUUAAAAAGAAAUUUGCAAAAUUAUUAUUACAUGCUAUUGUAUAAUUGAAAACAUUACAAAUGAGAAGAUUUUCUAGGGAAAUUUAUAAUUUAAUAUCAACUUCCACAUUUCUUGUUCUGUUCAUCGAUUAUUGUUGCUUUAAAGUGUUUUGACUAAAACUGUAUCCUGUACCAGGUGAUAAGUGUUGUGGAAUGAGUCAGAAAUAUGCUGAAUAUCAUUCCAUAGUGAUUAGAAGACAUAUCUACAUAGUAAGCAGUUUACUUCUUCCAAGAGAGGACCAAGGUCACUAUAUCAUUGUACAAAUAAUACCUUACUAGAAAUUUUGCAGUUAUUUCCUUGUUUCUUCAGACUAUGUGCAAAAUCUUUUGUUUAUGAAUGUAGGUAUGAAAAUAAACCAUUUUUGCUUGCUUA
Monodelphis domestica (gray short-tailed opossum) is the source of this 5614-nucleotide messenger RNA. It is a transcript of the gene SCML2, whose product is annotated as Scm polycomb group protein like 2. Gene Ontology annotation, biological process: negative regulation of DNA-templated transcription. Gene Ontology annotation, cellular component: nucleus. Gene Ontology annotation, molecular function: chromatin binding; histone binding. The record is from RefSeq and is a predicted model, not a curated record. NCBI's taxonomy places the organism in Eukaryota, Metazoa, Chordata, Mammalia, Didelphimorphia, Didelphidae.